This is a messenger RNA of Lactuca virosa, 970 nucleotides long. NCBI's taxonomy places the organism in Eukaryota, Viridiplantae, Streptophyta, Magnoliopsida, Asterales, Asteraceae. The record is from the annotation of a GenBank genome assembly.
AUUGCAACUAUCCUAUGUUAUUUUUCGUACGGACUAUCCAAGUGUAAUUCUUUCGUUCGUACUAUUAUUGGGUUUUCCUUGGUGGCGGUGUCGUUUCUCCCAAUGCUGCGUGCCACUCUUGGAUCCCUUUUAAUUGACACCUCUCCUUCAUUGCAGAUAACUCGCCCAAAAUUAGAUAAUACUGACCUAAAGUCAAUUGGGUAUCAGUUUAAUUUCUCAAUCCACUACCAAGAGCUCAAGAUCAGGUACCCACAUGAUUUCUUCGUAUUUUCCUGCGAUUCCUAAACAAUUGUUUCUGGGAGCCGACAUAGCAUAUUUUUUGAUAUGGGUUCGUGAGAUUCUCAUGAUCGCUGCACUUUCCAACUCCUCUAUUCUCCAAUCAAUUUACGUGUACACACUCUUAUCUUCCCCAGAAUUGUCUUCUUUUUUAGCCGAGUACCCCAUCCUUACCAACAGUAAUUGGAAGCCGGAGAGAUGGGUGAGACAUGAGAAUUCACGUCUGCCCUUCACGCUUAUACUUUCAAGUUUUAUCAGUUGAGGAGGCACCUCAGGUGGUCUAAAUUUGGGCAUGUGCUUCAGAUGAAAGAAGAGGGGCAUGAGGCAGGGCGUGUAAGUACCACAUUUAAACUGCGAGACGAGACUAAUGGAACAUCAUUUUUGUGAAUACUAUAAAAUAAUUCAAAUCAUUUCACCUUCAAUGUGGCGACACUAAGUGGUUGCGCUGGCGUGAGGAUCUAAAGAGCAUGAUUGUCAACACAGAUCAAUAGGAAUUGAAGAUUUAUGAGGUAACAUCACUCGGAUCCAAAUGCAUCAAGUGACCAAACCAACACAGCUCCAAAAUUACAAACUAAGCCAUAGCAACAAUCCCAAUUACUAGAAAGUAAGAUGUUGUUAUUAGUAAAUUAAUGUUUUAUAUUGUUAUUCUGGAUAAAAAUUAAAGUUCAUUAAUUUUUUUUUGUAAAAUCAAGGG